Necator americanus (New World hookworm) is the source of this 483-nucleotide messenger RNA. RefSeq lists its product as uncharacterized. NCBI's taxonomy places the organism in Eukaryota, Metazoa, Nematoda, Chromadorea, Rhabditida, Ancylostomatidae. The record is from RefSeq and is a predicted model, not a curated record. Gene Ontology annotation, biological process: intraciliary transport; non-motile cilium assembly. Gene Ontology annotation, molecular function: kinesin binding. Gene Ontology annotation, cellular component: non-motile cilium; centriole; ciliary basal body. Bases 1 to 483 code for a protein of 160 amino acids. The transcript is spliced from 4 exons.
AUGGUCUUGAAUAACAUUGGUGUUGCGUCCAUCAAAAUGGGAAAGUAUGAUGAUGCGAUGUCAACAUUCGAACACUGCGUUGAUGAGAGGACUGAUUUCAAAACAGCACUGAAUUAUGGCUCUGAAGAAGGCGAUAUUACCGAAACGUUAGCCAAUAUAUUUAUUCAACAACCUCGUGCACAGCUUAUGAAACUCAAUACAAGAUCCUUACGACGGCUAAGACGAUCAGUCCUGCUAUUGCUUCAGAAGACGAUUAAGCAGUCCGUUAAUGCUUCGCUAGCCAUCCAAUUGGAGACGAGCAACGCGGGUGAACUUCUCCGGCAUGGCGAUCUCGAAGGAGCGAUUGAAGUGUUAAAGAUUGCUGGUGUGGCUGCGAAUAACCUAUAUGUGAUUACACUUAGAUGUGAGAUGACUUGUAAAACUGUCUACGCCCUAAUACUACAAUACACUAGUCGCAUUGCAAGUACUUUAUUUGUACUGUAG